UCCAUAAGAUGUGUUCGGUUAACAAGAAAGUUUUUUUCGUUAUUUUUGCGGUGUAUGUUUCAUCAUACUCGCAAGUUGAAACUGUAAAAUUUACACCUAUAAGAACAUCAGAUGCCCGAAUAAUCAGAAUUCAGGCUCAAACAUUAGCACAACGCGCGCAAACACGGCAAUUGCAACAAUUUCUUUCAAAACCACGUCAACGACCACCUCAUUCACCACACUCCUCAAUUAAUUCAGUUAAUUCGGUUAAUUCAGUGGCAAGUGUAAAUCCAAAUGUGCAAAGUUCAAAUUCAUUUUUAAACGGACUUCGUCCUAAUUCAGAGACUUUCAGUGAAUUACAAAGACAAACUGCAAAUAUGUUUAAUAAUGCAGGUCGAAUAAACUUAUUUCAAUCGCGCAGAUCUAAUUUUAUUCGUCGACUUCGUCCUAAUCCAGAAAAAAUGCGAAAAAUUGGAAACGGAUUAAAAAAUUCUGCCAUAGCACUUGGUGGUAUUGGCGGUGCUAUAAAUAUAGUAAAUGAGUUUUCAAAUAGCAAUGAAAAAAGUAACAACGAUGAUUCGAUUACAAUGAUAAAUACAACUGAGGUGAUGACGACAACCAAAGCCUCGGAAUAUCAUAACAGUCUCGAAAAUAACAUUGAUAUGAUCCCAAAUAUACACUUGGAAACAGCAUCGACAGUCAGAUCAAUUAGCUCUGAUACGCAAUUUUUUAAUAGCUCGGAUACGCACAUUCAAAACAGAACAAUAACAACAAAGUCAAUGUCAGCGCCAGUGAUUAUAGAACGAAACUAUACAGAUAUUUCAUGCAUGCCAACGACAACCGAAAAAUUUAAAGCUAAAAAUAAUAUAUUACAUAAUGCUUAUAUUCAACGUACACCGACAUCAUCGAUAAGACAUUAUUUGUAUUCACGCACUCCAUCGUUAAAUGAAAAAAAAGAACAAACGACAGCACCCAUGUCGAUCCUCACACAUGAAAAUGAUGUUAAUAGGACAUUGAAAUAUAAUAAGCAUAUUUCACAUACGACAACUGAAAAAAAUCUGAAUAAACAGUCCAUGCGAUCAACUGCUAAAUUGAAUAUAAUUAGAAGUAAUGAUACAUAUAUUCAACGCGUGUCUACAACGACAGUAAGAAAUUUUCUGUUGUCACGCGUCCCAUCACCAAAUUCAAUGUCAACUCGACUAAUUAAAAAUAGUUCAAAUUUGAGCGAUCCAAAUGUGAGGAAAUCACAAACGAAUAUAUAUUCACACAUUCCAUCGGCAUAUGACAUCACUAAAAAUUCAAUGUCAGCCCAUCACAUGAAUAACACGCACAUAUCAUCAAUUAAAAAAUCUAGCGAUCCGAAUAUAGCCAUGUAUGAAAAAAUCAGCAAUAAAUUGGCGGAGGUCGAAUCGCCGAGCUAUUUUUAAAUUAUUAGAUAUCAUUUUUCCUCUAUAUAAAGCCGUCCACAUACAUCAUAAAAUUUAGUAUCCCGUUAGAUCUGUGCACUUCACAUCAUUUUAAAAUCUAUUUAACUCCAACCGUUUUUACAUUUUUUCAUCGUAAUGGCAGUUUCAUUUAAAAAUCUGAUUGUGUUUUUAAUCAUCUGCAGUGUAUUUAAAUCAAUAAUCCCCGGUAGAAUUCCUCAGCAAAUUAAACAAAAUGUGAGCGAUUUACAUGAAAAUUCAAAUGAAAUUCAUCCAGCAAAUGCAAGUGUUAUUAAAUAUGAGAACCUUAACAUUCGCGAAAAACGUGGUAUAAUUUCAUUGUUACAAACCGUCGGUUCAUUAUUUUUUAAUGACUCUAGUGAUAUCGAGCUUUCGAACGUAGAAAACAUAACUGAAACUCAUAAUAUCAACGACAUUGAAAACGUUAAACGAUCCAAACGAUUUAUCGAUGUUUUGAAUGUAGUGCUUUUUGGAUUUCCACGUAUCAUAACCGAUGUUAUAUAUGCAAAUGGCAUUAGAAAUUAUAUAAAAAAUGUGAAAGAACUUGAUAGUCAAUUAUUGAAUAAUUUAAAAGAUGAUAUCGAAUCUAAAAAACAUAGAUCAAAACGUUCAAAUGCUCCCUUUUUCGCGUCUCUUGCACUUAUGGAAAUAGUUCACUAUAGAAGAGAAUUAGUUGACUUUUUUCUAGUAAAUGAUGAUGAUAAAACAGAAACAUCAGCUUUAAAACAACAAUUCAUUCGUUCUCAUCGGCAAGCUCCUCAUUUUGUGACAAAAUCAUGUAAAACCAAUGACAUUGUAGAGGUCAAAUCUCGGAAACGACGCAGUGUAAUAGCUACCAUGAUGCCUGUAGUGGGACGAUUAAUUGGCUGGACUGCAGCUAUGUCAAUUGCAGGAGUAAGCGCAGUCGCAGCCGAUAUUCUAAUUCGUGAUGCCAUCGCUCAAAAAAAUGCAAAAGCUUUAUCACGCAUAUCAAUCGAUUGUAAUUUGAAUCUCUAUGGCUGUUUGAAUGGAUUCUGUUGGCAUAACUGUGGGCCACGACUAUCAUCUGCCGAUUGGUGCUUCAGCACAAAAAAAAAUCUGACUGAGCAUCCUGUUGUUAUGACUCAAUGUUCGAAUGAUUUGGAUUGUUCUCCAUGUGAUGGAUGCGCAACAACAUGUUACAUGGAAGGAGGGACUGUAAAUGAAACGGGUCAAUUGAUGGUGUAAAAAAAUUCAAUUAAUAAUUUUCAAUGAUAUUUUUCUAUUGUUCUACUAACCAUCAAAUAAUUAUAUUUUCAUGUUAUUUUGUAGUAAACAUCAAAUAAUUAUAUUUUCCUGUUAUUUUGUACUAAACAUCAAAUAAUUAUAUUUUCCUGUUAUUUUGUACUAAACAUUAAAUAAUUAUAUUUUCCUGUUAUUUUUUCUA
This is a messenger RNA of Contarinia nasturtii (swede midge), 2829 nucleotides long. RefSeq lists its product as uncharacterized. NCBI's taxonomy places the organism in Eukaryota, Metazoa, Arthropoda, Insecta, Diptera, Cecidomyiidae. The transcript is spliced from 3 exons. The coding region runs from base 1542 to 2630 and encodes 362 amino acids. The record is from RefSeq and is a predicted model, not a curated record.